AUGAGUUUGAAUGACAGUUUCUUUGAUAACAUUCUUGUAGUGAACUAGAAUGUAAAUACAUCUAACAAACCUUAAACAGUAUGUAAAUCUUUAGAACGUACUUUUGCUGUCUGUAGUAACCCAACUAAGUAUGUAAGCUUUUGAUUUUAUAAAAUUACAGAAGAACUACCUAACAUCAUCAUACAUAGUAUUAAGAAGAUAACAAAUUUUAAAAGCAUUAAUUAGAUUAUUAUUUAAAACAAAAUAAAACAUCAACACAAAAUAAUUAAUCUAAGAGUUAUCGUAGUAUCAAAUAGUAAGAAUUAAAUAAUCAUACUUCAAUUCCUUAAAGUAUAAUAAUAGCUUUAUUAUUAUAGAAUCAUAUCUCAAACAAUAAAUGAGAUUAAAAAUCAAUUUAGAAAAUGAUGCCUAUCAAUCCAAUUUGAGACAUAAGACUCAGUCUUAUCAUAAUACUACUAAUCCUUAUUAGGGAUCUAUUACAAAUCUUAUGAAAUAAUAAGUAAUUUAACUCUAUUUAUUCUGUAGAUGUAAAAAUAAUAGCAAAGUUUUUUGAACAUAUGUAAAACAAUAAAUGAUGAUUCAAAAAUUAGAAUUUCAUCUACACAUAGACAAUCAUUAAUAUCAUCCAAGUUAACACAAAGAUAAGAUUCAUAAAAUAUUCGAAAAAGUAAUUCAGUUUACAUGCAAGAAUUUAGGAAGGUUUUUAAUAAACCCAAAUAUAGUAUACAUAAUAAUGUUUGA
Molecule: messenger RNA, 741 nt
Organism: Paramecium sonneborni
Lineage: Eukaryota; Ciliophora; Oligohymenophorea; Peniculida; Parameciidae
Source: the annotation of a GenBank genome assembly